GCGCUCCCGGCGGGGCGGGGGGUUUGUAUGAACGUUCCACGCGCGCUCCCGGCGGGUUGUAUGAACGUUCCACGCGCGCGCCGGGCGGGGGUGGAGUCGGAAGCGGAAGCGGAAGCGGCGGCGGCGGCGGCGGCUCGGCCUGCGCUGGGAACUCGGGGAGGCCCAUGGCGGAGCCGGCGCCCCCCGCGGCGGAGCUGGCCCUGAGGCGCCGCCUGCCCCCCCGGCUGCCCCGGCGCCCGGGCGACGUCUACGUCAACAUGAAGACGGAUUUCAAGGCCCAGCUGAGCCGGUGCCAGAAGCUCCUCGGCCCGGCGGGCGGCUGCACCGAGAUCUGCAUCCACGGCCUGGGCCUGGCCAUCAACCGGGCCAUCAACAUCGCGCUGCAGCUCCAGGCGGCCGGCGCCGGCGCCCUGCGGCUGGCCGCCAACACCUCCACCGUUGAGCUGGCCGACGGGCUGGAGCCCCAGGGCGACGAGGACGGGCGCCCGCCGCUGGCCCGGGCCCGCAACAACUCCGCCAUCCACAUCCGGGUGUGCCGGGCCUCGCCCCCGCCCUGAGGGAGCGGAGCCGGGGCGCGGAGCCGGCUCCCCGGAGCCCGGCCCCCCUCCACAGCGCGGAGCCUGCUCCCCGAAAGCCCUGCCCCGGCACGGAGCCGGCUCCCCGGAGCCCGGCCCCCCUCCACAGCACGGAGCCUGCUCCCCGAAAACCCUGCCCCAGCACGGAGCCUGGCCUCUCCCCCCACAGCACGGAGCCUGCUCCCCGAAAGCCCUGCCCCGGCACGGAGCCGGUCCCCAGAGCCUGGCCUCCCCCCCCCCCCCACAGCACGGAGCUUGCUUCCCGAAAGCCCUGCCCCGGCGCAGAGGCAGUCCCCGGAGCUUGGUCCCCCCUGGCGCAGAGCCUGCUCCCUGAAAGCCCUGCCCUGGCACGGAGCUGGUCCCCAGAGCCUGGCCCCCCCCCACAGCACGGAGCCUGCUCCCUGAAAGCCCUGCCCCGGCGCAGAGGCAGUCCCCGGAGCCUGGCCUCCUCCCAGCAUGGAGCCGGUCCCCAGAGCCUGGCCCCUCCCCCUGGCGCAGAGCUUGCUCCCCGAAAGCCCU
Dermochelys coriacea (leatherback sea turtle) is the source of this 1094-nucleotide messenger RNA. RefSeq names its product POP7 homolog, ribonuclease P/MRP subunit (gene POP7). Gene Ontology annotation, cellular component: ribonuclease MRP complex; nucleus; nucleolar ribonuclease P complex. The transcript has 2 exons. NCBI's taxonomy places the organism in Eukaryota, Metazoa, Chordata, Testudines, Dermochelyidae. Gene Ontology annotation, biological process: tRNA 5'-leader removal. Gene Ontology annotation, molecular function: nucleic acid binding. Bases 165 to 557 code for a protein of 130 amino acids. The record is from RefSeq and is a predicted model, not a curated record.